AUGGAUAUUCAUGUUCUUCAAAGCCAGCCCGCCCAGAAGGUCGCGUUUAAAGACUCUUCCACGGUUCGUGUGGAUUUGGUCCGCGGCGGGUUCCAGCCGCGCCUUCCGACUUCGCUGCCGCCCCCAGGGCAGCAGCAGCAGCCGUCGCCGCUACCACGCCGACAGCCCGUCCCGUUGAUGCCUCCCGCGCAGCUUCAUCCGGGAGCGCCCCAGGUGGUCGCUCCGGCGCCUGCGGUCCCUCUUCAGUCGCCACCGCCUUCGGAGCCGAUGGACGUCGACCCCUCAGCCGGGCCGCCUUCCGAAGCGGUGGCUGUGCAGCCUGUCCUGCAGCCGCUUUCCUUGGGCACCCCCAAGGAGUCUGACACCGCAGCGCCUUGUCCGGCGCCCACUCAGCAGCCGUCGACGCAGCCCGUGCCCGUUGUUCCCGCUGUGAAUGGCCGUUCGCGGAAAAGCCUAUUGUGGCGGGCGGCCGGCAGCGCCAGCGGGGGCCUCGCGGCACGUCUGGCCCCACAGCGCCGCAGACGGGGGCGCGGGUCACCAAGGGUCGCGUCGCCGAGGACGGCGGAGUGGCGACCCUGGCAGGACGCCGAUGACGUCUCAGGAGGCUGCGCCGCCUCCAAAGCCGUCGGCACGCGGGCCGUGGGUCCGAACGUUGAGCGUGCCGAGUUUCUGACGUCAUAG
Messenger RNA from Schistocerca serialis cubense, 681 nucleotides. RefSeq lists its product as uncharacterized. The coding region runs from base 1 to 681 and encodes 226 amino acids. The record is from RefSeq and is a predicted model, not a curated record. Lineage: Eukaryota; Metazoa; Arthropoda; Insecta; Orthoptera; Acrididae. The transcript has 3 exons.